This is a messenger RNA of Phlebotomus papatasi, 1298 nucleotides long. RefSeq lists its product as uncharacterized. The coding region runs from base 594 to 1010 and encodes 138 amino acids. The transcript has a single exon. Lineage: Eukaryota; Metazoa; Arthropoda; Insecta; Diptera; Psychodidae. The record is from RefSeq and is a predicted model, not a curated record.
GCGCCCGGAUUAGCACACUUGACUGUAUGUUUUUUAAAAUACGGGUGAUUAAUACAAUUUUGAAAAAGUAUUUUAUUUAAAGAUCAAUCGGUCUUAUUCGUCAAUGAAGGGUUAAUGCGAAUGGCAGUUAUGGUAUUUUUAAAUUUGUUUAAGUUAAAAUUUUUAUUUAAUAUUCAAAGGCAAAUCCACAAUAGUAAUUCAUUAAAGUUAUUAAGGACUAUAUUUGCACUAAAAAACAGAAAAGAUAUGAGGAAGAGAGAGAGAAUAAGAAUUAAGCGAUGGCCAAUUCAUUAUUGGUCGUGUGUAACAAAAGUGCAUCUGUCUCGUUGAGUAUCAAAAGCGUGCAGCUGCCGCAUUAUCCGGCAAAAUUCAGAGGGGCUCUGUGCAGUUGGUGCCUCUGCCGUAACCCUCCUUCGCCCUGUGUUCACGAUUCUCUGGCCCUCCGUGGCUGAGUUUCUGGGUGAAAGAAAGAGGGACACCGCAUGAACCAUCUGACUUUGUUCACCUAAGUCAGUCGUGUUCUUGUGCUGCACGGAACGCCUGGCCAGAGAGUCUUUUUUUUUGGGUGGGCUUAAGAAGCUAAAAUAAAUUAGAUGGCAACAAAAGUGGUGAAGAAUCUGAAGAGAUCACACUCAGUUGAGGAUAUUUGUGAGGCAAAAGUGCCCAAAGAGGAUGAUGAACCCAGUGAAAGACGUGAGAUAUCACGAAGUGUUUUUCUGCGUGAAGCACUGAAGAAGAUUGAACUUAUUCAGACCAUCAUUUCUCAUGGGACGUCCGACGAUGAAGCUCAUUCUGGGGAUGAUUCAUUCACAGACUCUGAAGAUGACCAGUCCAGUGAGAUUGACGGAGAGAUAAAUAGCUCUUCCGUGGAUGCUGAAUCACUGGGUUUUGCCAUGUGCGCCAGAGAAACCAUCUCAUUUCUCAUCAAUGAAGGCUUCCCGGCCGACAGUAAUUUCAUUCGUGCACUGAAGGACCGUCUUGUUGGCCGAAUGCACGGUCUCCCCUUUUAAUCUUCAUCUGUGGAUGUUACUCAUCCCCGGAAAAAAGAAACAUACACUGUAUAUGUUUCAAUCAACCAAAAAGUAAUCGACAAAAAGUGAGGAUAAAACCUACUGAAAGGGAUGUGUUAACCCUUUGAAAAGAGAUCCUCUCUAAAAAAAAUAUAUUCUAGUCAUUUUACAUGGUAGAUAAGGCAGAGAUAAUAAAGAGGAUAUGUUAGUACUUAAGUAAUUGUAAAACUUCAUGUAAAAUUCCACAAUGUGCUACACUGAGAAAAUAAAUCGUAAAAAUUCAAAAAA